This is a messenger RNA of Glycine soja, 1266 nucleotides long. RefSeq names its product isoliquiritigenin 2'-O-methyltransferase-like. The record is from RefSeq and is a predicted model, not a curated record. Gene Ontology annotation, biological process: methylation. Lineage: Eukaryota; Viridiplantae; Streptophyta; Magnoliopsida; Fabales; Fabaceae. The transcript has 5 exons. The coding region runs from base 74 to 1210 and encodes 378 amino acids. Gene Ontology annotation, molecular function: O-methyltransferase activity; S-adenosylmethionine-dependent methyltransferase activity; protein dimerization activity.
CAGCACAUUAUAUACGUACAUCACAGAAGAGAAAAUAUCACAAAACUAUACUAACCGAAAUUAACAAAGUAACAUGAGUUCGUGUUGCUUAGAGAAAGAGAACCAUGUGGUGGAAACUGCCACCCCACAAAGAGAAGACACUGAUAUUAUCCUGGAUGCCAUGGUGCUCGGUUCCAAUGUGGUCUUUCCUGCCGCUCUCAACGCUGCAAUUGAGCUCAAAGUGUUUGAGAUCAUUGGGAAGGAAAGCUCAGAAGAGAGUGGUGGAUUCAUGUCACCCCAUGAAAUUGCUUCCAAGUUGUUAUUACCAACACAACAACACCACUCUGACUUGCCAAAUAGGCUUGAGCGUUUGUUGCUCUUGCUUGCUAGCUACUCUCUUCUCACUGUUUCCACUCGCACCGAUGAGAAUGGUAGCGCCGUGAGAGUUUAUGCGGUCUCACCAUCGGGUAAAUAUUUCGUCUAUGAUAAAAAUGGUGGUGGCUAUCUUGCUUCAUUCACAUCAUUUCUGUGUCACCCUGCGAUGUUAGGAGUAUGGUUGAAUUUUAAGGAAGCGAUUAUUGAUCCUGAGAUUGACCUAUUCAAGAAGGUUCAUGGAAUUUCUAAGUUCGAGUACUUUGGGAAAGAACCAGAACUAAACCACGUAUUUAACAAAGCAAUGAAUGAUGUAUGCACAACCCAUAUGAAAAAAAUACUUGAAGUAUACACAGGAUAUGAGGGUAUAUCAACUUUGGUUAAUGUAGCAGGUGGAACUGGACAAUGUCUCAAAUUGAUCAUCUCCAAAUACCCUUCAAUUAAGGGAAUUAAUUUUGACCUCCCACAUGUGAUUGAAAAUUCACCACCCAUUCCAGGGGUUGAGCAUAUUGGGGGAAAUAUGUUUGAAGGUGUUCCACAAGGUGAUGCCAUAAUGCUAAAGGCCAUAUGCCAUAAUUGGUCGGAUGAAAAAGCCAUAGAACUUUUAAGCAAUUGUCACAAAGCUUUGCCACCAAACGGGAAGGUCAUUGUUGGGGAUCUCAUAGUGCCAGAAGAUCCAGAACCUACAAAUGAUUGCAAAAUGAUUUCAAUUCUUGAUAACAUCAUGUUUAUUACACCUGGUGGAAGGGAAAGAACUGAGAAACAAUUUGAAAGUUUGGGCAAGCGUUCUGGAUUUUCUAGGUUUCAAGUUGUUUGUCGGGCUUUCUCUACUAUGGCAGUGAUGGAAUUUUACAAAUAAGUAGAUCAUGUCAGAAAUAAUUUGGCAUUUCAAUGAAAUGCACAUUAAUUUUCCCA